Molecule: messenger RNA, 7731 nt
Organism: Dermacentor albipictus
Lineage: Eukaryota; Metazoa; Arthropoda; Arachnida; Ixodida; Ixodidae
Product: homeobox protein SIX1-like
Biological process (GO): regulation of transcription by RNA polymerase II
Cellular component (GO): nucleus; transcription regulator complex
Molecular function (GO): DNA-binding transcription factor activity, RNA polymerase II-specific; RNA polymerase II cis-regulatory region sequence-specific DNA binding
Source: RefSeq, a predicted model, not a curated record
GUCGAUUCGCCGAGAGGAGCGGGAAAAAGAAAAAAAAAGAAUGAGGUGCAUAAGGAAAGCGAUCGAACGGCCACCACUUCAGUGUCGGGCAGGGGCUCGAUGUACGUAACGCACGAACGGGAUAGCGGCGGAAAACCCGCCCCAACCGCAUCGUCACCGCCCGCCGGCCCGCGAAGGUACCGCCUUUUGCUCCCCUACCGGCCGACCCACGAAACCCCUCCGCGGAGGGCAGAAGCGGCGGCAGCUUCUCGGGGAGGAAGAACGCUGACGUCGAAAAGAGGGGGAGGCGACGCCACUUUGUGUUUUUUUGUGUGUGUGCCAGGGUUGACUGCCCAGCCAGCCGCACGCCAGACCAGCCCCGCUCUCGCAGGGCUGGCAGUGGUGGAACCGUUCGCGCAGCGAAAGGGCCUCGUCAGUUGGUGGCAGCGCAGCAGGCACCCCGCUUCGUCGUGGCAGAAGACUCGUGGACCGCCACGCCACCACCACGGGGCCGGCUGGUUCAUUCAGUGCGAAGACUAGGCGCUCGGACGUCUCUUCUGGUUUUCCAAAAGCCGCAGAAGCCGAGAGAUAGAGGACCUCGGGUGUGUGUGGUGAAAGAGAGGACGGGGGGAGGGUGCCCCGGAAAGAUAGUGAUCACGAGUGGAGGGGGUGACGAGAGAAAAAAAAAGAGGGGGGAGUGAUGUGUUGUGCGGCAACGUCGCGGCAGCGACAGCAUCGGGAUCAACGACGUCGGAUCGGUGGAACCGGCAACCGUGGCGGCCCAUUGGCCCUUCUUCGGGUUGCUCCAGCUCCGCGACUGCGACGACGACCGCAACUGUCGUGAAUGUGGCCGCACCGCGACACCGCCGACCACGGACUACUACCACCGCUACGCGCGACCAGUGAGAAGAGGUCGUCGUCGACGGCGACGUCGCCGUCUCGACGUCUUCGCGGGUGUCCCCGAUCGACCAGUCGGUGCCGCGAUUCUCCCUCCCGGCUGCGCUUCGCCGCUAGAGGCCCACCGGGGGGUUGACUCGGAAGAACCGGAACGGUGAGAGACAAGACGUCGUCCACGUCUUCGGACGUUCGCCGCUGAAGCGAGACAGCGUUGGACCAUCCUUCUACGAGUCUGCGUGUCUCUAAAGAAACAAAAGCGCGGCGGACGAAGCUUUUCUUUUUGAGAGAGCGAGAGACUUCGUCUUGGGGAUCUGUGCAUGUCCAUGCAGUUCGGUCCGACGGCCGGCGCGGUCUCAUCGGCGAGCAUGCUCCCCUCGUUCGGCUUCACCCAGGAGCAGGUGGCGUGCGUGUGCGAGGUGCUCCAGCAGUCGGGGAACAUCGAGCGGCUGGGCCGCUUCCUGUGGUCGCUGCCCGCCUGCGAGCACCUGCAGAAGAACGAGAGCGUGCUGAAGGCCAAGGCCCUCGUGGCCUUCCACCGGGGCAACUUCAAGGAACUGUACCGCAUCCUGGAAUCCCAUCACUUCUCCGCUGCCUCGCACCCCAAGCUGCAGGCGCUCUGGCUCAAGGCGCACUACAUCGAGGCUGAGCGGCUCCGGGGCCGGCCGCUGGGCGCAGUUGGGAAGUAUCGGAUUCGCAGGAAGUUCCCCCUGCCCCGAACCAUAUGGGACGGCGAGGAGACCAGCUACUGCUUCAAGGAGAAGUCGCGCAACAUCCUGCGGGAGUGGUACGCGCACAACCCGUACCCGUCGCCCCGGGAGAAGCGGGAGCUCGCCGAGGCGACGGGUCUGACCACGACGCAAGUGAGCAACUGGUUCAAGAACCGCAGGCAGCGGGACCGGGCCGCCGAGGCUAAGGACAGGGACCCUAACGACAAGCUGCCCACCAAAGGUUCGGGCAACAGCAACCACUCGAGCAAGUCGGGCUCUGACUCCGGCGGCUGCAUGAGCCCCCCGGACAGCAGCACCUUGCUCAAGUCGGACCGGCAUCACGGCGGAAGCAACAAGGCUUCUCCUCCGCCUCCUUCCUCCAUCGUCACUUCCGGCGGCGUGCCCCACCACUUGCACUUGGGCGGGCUUCCGGGCAGCCCCGUCACGCCCACCACCGAACUGUCGCUGCACCACCCGCACAGCAUGAACGGCCUCUUCGGCUCGGACCUCAAGAGCUCUUCGUCGACGGGGGCUCCGGUUCUGGCGCCCUCGGUGCACCCGACGUCCACGCUGACGGCAGCGGCCGCCGCAGCGGCGGCCGCGGCAGCUUCCGGGGGAGGGGACCCCAGUUCCGUGCUUCCGGGCACCGGUGCGAGCGGCUUCCGGCUCGGGCACCCGCUGGUUUCGGCCGCGGCGCUGAGCGACCUCAGCCUGGGCCUGACGCCCGACUACCAGGCCUUAUGACAAUCAGUCGCGGGGACCGCCGCCGGAGAGUCGGCGUGGUCCCCGCUCUGCCUGCUGCCCCCGGAACCGCACCUGAUGGCGGCGCAGUCCAGGGGAGCCGCGGCCGCUGCGGCUGCGGCCAGGACCGAAUCCAUGUUCUGCACGUAACCAGGCCAGACUCGUGCAGUCGUCUGUUUUAACAACGCGCAGCUCCUGGACAAGGGAACGCACCUCCUGCCCCCCAAAGUCCUAGAGCUCACGGAGGCCCUGUGCAAAGGACCAGGACUUUGCCCUCGCCGUAGCGCAAUCAGGAUGACACCGGCCUUAUGCAGCAGGAAAGGCUACUCCUGGGCACAUCCUUGAAACCGCUCACAUGUGGCUCGCCUAGCGGCGGUGUUUGGAAGAAAGGCGCUACAGCGACAAUGGAGACAGACACUUUGCCAGAUGUGACGGUGCACGGCCUUUGUGUGGUCGCCGAUAUGACUACGACGCUGGGUCCUGAAAACCCAGUAAACAGCGAAAAGGGGUAUGCGCUGGACUUCCUUGUGCGAUAUUCAGUUGAGAAACGGUAUCGACGACUGCGAGGUGUGUCAAGACGGUGGAGAAUUGCCUACGGUGACAAUCGCAAGUUUCAGAAUCGUAAGAAUAGCAGAUUCUAUAUGCGGUCAAGAAAACUCCCUUGGUCAAAGCGUGCUACAUUGCAACGCAUACCCACGAGCCUAUGUGUUCACAGAACAAACUACUCCUGACCUAGGAAUGGCCCUUCCGGGGAACCACCUACGCCAGCUUAAAGGCAAUGAAAAUGCCUAUUUUCUUAAGAAAAAGAAAUCAAAAUCGGUUCUCGUUCACGCAAUAACGAAUUAGGCUUCGUGGUUUCUACUUCUUACAAUCUCACUUGCCGAAUCAAGAUAUAAUAGUGGGAUAACAAGGUUCAGACGAUCAGAAGGUUUAAGAGAGCAGGCAAUGUCCACAACAACCUGCCAGCUUUGUCAUCGCCUCUAGCGGGCUGCCUCCGUGACAUACCUGCCAGUGUACAGUGCAAGCUUGCCUGCCACUACGUAAGCCAGAAAUUGGAGUGACUCCAGCAUUGAAACGUUGGGUGGAUUGUUCAGCCGUUCCCGAGUAUGCUAGUCUUUAAGUGUUAAGCUCGGAGGUUUGCCACGGUGAGUCGUCCAUGGGAAGCGACAUUGUGUGUGCACCGUUGUGGAUGAAUGUGUGAUUGUGCGCGAAUGAUUGACAGAAGUGUGGCGGUGGAUGCAAAUCAAUCGCCAGCUGCGCUUUGGGGCGAAAAGACAUCGUGUGGUUUUGCGUGAGUGCCCCGCAAGCUGUGCCGGGACAUUCAUGCUGACUCGUCCAGCACACUGCUCUUAACACUCUUGUGGUUGUUCCUGCCCCAUGUAAUUUUGCGAGGAGUGUGCAAGCAACGGGACAGUUAGCACUGCGUUCGGUGUGUGUCUACAUUGUGAGCGGAGCGACAACGAUUGCUUCAAAACCGGCAAGAAAAAAAAGGACCCUUGCGUUGGAAACGAGGCUGCACCAACAAAACGUUCGCUUCAAACAGACAGCUUCGACGCGGUGCUAUGUGCCCCGGAACAUAAUCCAGUGGUGUUGUGGUGGUUUGCAGUGAUGUGCGCUGACGUGCGGAACCAAAGAGGCGAGGAAACUUGCGUGCCUCACAGCAAAACACGGAUGUCCCGGCGUCGUCAGUGAGGACCAGGAGGUUCUUCCCAAAGCCAACUCUACGGGAAUAACGAUAGCAGGACCACGUAGAGAGAGACGGUGUAUAGAUUUGACUAUCAUUUUGACGACGACAACUCUGGACCGUUUGCUUUCAUCGUUCCAGAAAAAAAAAAAUAUUGGACACUCUGCGCAGUGUUUAUGUGUGCAUGUACGUGUUUGUGCGGUGCAGGAGGAGAGAAUUUGGACUCUCGACUUGGAACGCUUUUGCACGAAGAUGUGGUUAUUAUGACAUAUGCGCUCACAGCAAGCCCCCUCCUCCCUUUUUCCCACCUUCGUUCCGUGUAUAGAUUCUAGUCUUUCGCUCUCUCAGACGAGAGCUCACGUCACGUGCAAUGAGAGCACGUCGCUUUUGACGCUGUCUCUCUUAGACAUCGCGAACGCGUGCACCACCAAUCGCGUGCAGAUGCCUCUCACUGACGUCACGACGACUUCUACUCAAAUACGAGGGACUUCUAAAAAAAUUCUCGCCCAUCUGCUACCUAGUGAUACGUAAAAGAGCAUUACGAACUUUCAUUCGUGUUACGUAACAUGUGUUUAGGCUCCGUAGGUAAAGAUUACAAAUGGCAAACGCUAGUUCCCAGCCAUGCCUUUUGUGGCUAUAGGUGCCCCCCCCCCCCUUUAUAUUAUAAAGAGCAUCUGCUUAUUCCGCGUUACUUCAUUCACACGAUGUGGCCUUUACAGUGAGAAGCGUCACUCCAGUCAGCAUUAUAACCUGGGAGAGGAGCACUCUACUGUAAUGGUACCUAUGUUUGUCGUGAAACUGCAAUUCGUACAGCUAACUGCUACAGCGCCUCUGAGCUCCCUGGCCAACUGUCUUGCUCACCACCGGAGAUCUCCAAGGCCUGUCCUUACGGGCCCUCCGUAGAUGUCACCGUGAUGAUGCAGCUUAGACUGUCCAAAAAGGUGCAAUUUAGCCGCGCCUCAUCGUCAGCGCCGCAAUAUUAGUGAUUGCUUUAAGAAAUUAAAGGAUCUUGAAACAAGCUAAGGUACUACAAUGAAAUGAUUGCGCGCUAUUCACUACUCCGUGAACAUUUGUAGAAUUUUGCGCAUAUCAAUGGGAAUUCCUCACGACUCGGCCGCAAGCUGUGCAGGUUUCGUUGUGACGUCACGUGCAAGGCAUCUGCGCAGAUUCUUGAACGACACUUUCACUCGACACGGAAAAAAAAAAAACAAGAAAUAAUGCGAGUGGCGACCCGAAGCAAUAGCCGAAGCUAGUUGUUCAGGUCAGCGCGAAACCAGCACCAGCCAGCGCUGACGGCAAGCGCACGAAGGAAAUACAUUUAUUUUUAUUGUUUCGUACGAUCACCACAGCGUUGACUUUGGUGCCGCCAGUGCUGUAACGUAUACGACGUCGCCCUGUAGCACGCAACUGCUGGCAGGUAUAAACAGGCUUUCUUUCUUUUCUUUCCGGUUCUUUUUUUUUCUUUUCUGCGUUAGUGACCAAAAUCUCUGUCGUGACAGAACGAGCCUCCAUAGAGUCAGUUUUAACGAGUGUCUUAUGACAGUUUGUCCAAAUGCAGCUGAACCUGACCAUAACAAAAUAGCAUUGUAGGCAUAGAUUUGUUUCGCUGUAUCCAAUAUUCGUUAUAAACGUAGCAUAUCAUUGUUUCGCUGUAUCCAAUAUUCGUUAUAAAGGUAAACACAUGAGUUGGCUGAACCAAUCUAGUUGGAACGCCCUCGCUGAAGAAACUUGAAGGCAAACUGCGUGACCACGCAACGUUGCGUGAUCACGCAGUUUGCAGGGUGUUUUGCAGGGUGUCACGCAGGGUGUUUUCCACCACUAUAGUGGUAGAAAACAAAGCUUGCCAUAACCUAAGGUAGGUACUUUGAGAAUUGGAUCAGUGAAGCCGACGCAGUUGUUGAGGCACUUAUAAUGAAUAAAUUGGGCAGCCAUCUGAUGCAUCCCAAACUGCCUGACAGAAAAAUUUACUUCACUGUACUUUAUGGAGCCUUACAUUUUCAAUUCAAUUACGGCUGCUGAAGGCUAUCCAUGGAUUUUGCAAUGAAAUUUUACAUUCAGUUGAUUUUAUGAAAUAGUUCGUUAUACCAACGGUUUUUAUAUUGCAAUUCCACUGUAUAGCGAUACCGAGGGAAAAAACUUUUUUUUCUACAAUCCUGUGUACAGAAGGAAAAGCUCGCUAUGUAGUAGCUGUCGAACGUUUUGGUUGUUUCGUGUUUCAUGACGUCACUUUCACGCCAUCUUGUUUUUCGGCAAAAAAAAAUCUCGACGCGUGCAAGCGAUCACAAUAUUUUUGUGCUGUUGUUUUCUUUUAUCUCUCUCUUCUCUCUCUUGUGCUUUCAUUUCUCGAAUCGUUUCUUCAUUUUCGUCGCACUUUCAGGUUUCCAGCUGUUGUGAUAGCGGUGUAAAGUAAUAUUCCAAGGCACAACGCUUUUUUUAUCUGUCCUUUUUUGUUUGCGGGCUCGCACGAACGCACGCAUUGGUCGCGUUGCGCGUGCUAGACUGCGAGAGUAAUAUUCGACUGCUGCCUACGUUGCGGCUGCAAACGGUUUCGCGUUUUAAAGAUGAAAGAGCGUGUGAGUUGCCUAAUCUUUUUCGACGCAAUGAUAUCAGCAUUGGGAUAAGCGCACCAUUCGAAUACUCUAAGCUCGAGAAGCUUUAUUGAAAGAUAGCUUUGGCUGCAGCUGAAUGACAGCGCAUGGUUCACCUGUCUAAUAACGGUUACGUAACCACUGAUCGAAAUUUCCCAAUAGAACAGUGUUAAUGUUACUUAAUAAACAUGGUCUUUCAGGAUUAAAUUAUUCAUGCUGGGUAAACGCGGAGAAAAAAUCAUAGAGAUAGCAAGAUGCCAGCACACAAAACCAUUGAAUGGACAAUAAUGAGAAAGAAUAAUUGAGUUACUGCUAGAUUCGCAGCCUAUAUCUAUAGAACAGGAAAUUAGUAAACUCAUUGGGAUCGUAGCGGAAGAUUUAAUAAGGAAGAAAGCACGCAGAAGCACCGCCAUACCACAAUUCCCACGGCAAUUUGCCUUGACAUAACAAAUUCUGAUAUUGUAAGCUCGGGACUAGAUAUUUGUUCGUUCGCCAAGCAAGAUUACGUUGCUCACGAAAGCAAAGCCGACCAGCUUUUUGGGAAUUGUUUUCCUGCUCGAAGGCGGUAGGAACCCGGGCAGGUAUUGCCGGAAGCACGUGACGUCACACUUACGUCAUUGUGACCGAAGUCUGAACGCGAAAUUGAAGAAGAUUUCCGUUAGUUUUCUGCACUUGUAAUAAAUAUGCUUUUCGGCUUUGUCUGGCGUAGAAACUGUUGGUAUAGUUUUGGAAGGAUAACCCGCCGGUCUGUCUAAACCGGUUUAGUGUUUAUCUUUAGUGUCCCAAGAAUUGCACGUGAUGUGUCCACGUUGCAGGCUACUGGAAGCGCAUUACGAAGCUCUCGCACUGUAAUAAGGGUACGAAAGUGCGCUUUCAUUUGUUUCAUUAGCUGGUUAGAAGGAAAGUGACAAGAUAGGAGGCGCGGCGGCCAUAUUGUCCGGUCGGUGAAUAAAGCGUACGCGAUGAAUGUGCACGCGCGAAUAUUAUAAAUAGACUUACGAGAGUUAUAUAUAUGGAGUUUGCGUGUGUGCCAACACGUCUCUGUCAAAACAGUGUACAUGCCUCUUUCUCCAUUUUUUUUCCUUUUUGUAAAUAGGGAAACGAUAGUAUAAAUAAAUGGAUGGGUGAAAACGAA